Messenger RNA from Truncatella angustata, 791 nucleotides. RefSeq names its product zinc finger protein. The record is from RefSeq and is a predicted model, not a curated record. The transcript has 3 exons. Gene Ontology annotation, molecular function: nucleic acid binding; zinc ion binding. Bases 326 to 685 code for a protein of 119 amino acids. NCBI's taxonomy places the organism in Eukaryota, Fungi, Ascomycota, Sordariomycetes, Amphisphaeriales, Sporocadaceae.
CCUCCUUGCUACCUCAUUGAAACAGGUAGGGUCGGGUCAGGUAUGCGGGAAGUUGAUCUGUAUUCACUAUACCCUAUUCCCUAUACUCCGUGCUCGGUACCGGGCAGCAUUCGUACAGUAGCUUAUCGGUCGAAUCGGGGCGAUAAGAUAAACUGAAACCCCACCAUACAUUUUUCGAUAGGUCGCCAUCACCGCCUUCCAAUCUGCCUUUGCAUCAAACAAUAUAUCGCUGCAAACAACGAAACUAGGAAGCUGCCCCAGAAAGGAUUGGAAGUGUGACGAGGUUAUCAACUCCAGGAUACUCACAGCAUCACGACCGUUCAAAAUGGGCGUUAGCAACAAGCGUACGCUGACCAAGACACGCCGUCAUACACGAGACCUCGAUCAGAUCAAAGCCGAUCUCCUCUCACCCAAGCACCUGUCGCAAUACAAAGAUGCGAAAUCAAGGGAAGAUCUGCCUGGUCUCGGCAAGUGGUACUGCACCGAAUGCGCCAAGUGGUUCGAGAGCGAGACAAGUCUUCUGGGACACGUCAAGGGCAAGCCUCACAAGAGAAGAGUCAAGCAGUUGAAGGAAGAGCCCUACACACAGAAAGAAGCCGAGGCUGCCAUCGGCUUGAGAACCGACAAUGUUGGCUCUAACCAGCCGACUACCUCGGCCGUGGACGAAGUCAUCAUGACAACUUGAAAGAAUGCCUCGUCGCCUCGUCAUCACUUUCGGAGCUAGUCCAAUCAUCAUUAUCUAUGGCGUUACCGCCCGCUUCUGGUGUGGUUGCAGGCGGCUGUCCACACCA